Molecule: messenger RNA, 1481 nt
Organism: Lynx canadensis (Canada lynx)
Lineage: Eukaryota; Metazoa; Chordata; Mammalia; Carnivora; Felidae
Gene: GPR157
Product: G protein-coupled receptor 157
Exons: 4
Coding region: 1-1008 (335 amino acids)
Biological process (GO): adenylate cyclase-activating G protein-coupled receptor signaling pathway; cell surface receptor signaling pathway
Cellular component (GO): plasma membrane
Molecular function (GO): G protein-coupled receptor activity
Source: RefSeq, a predicted model, not a curated record
AUGCCGCCGCCCGCGCCGCCCACCGAGCUGGUGCCGUCGGAGCGCGCCGUGGUGCUGCUGUCGUGCGCGCUCUCCGCGCUCGGCUCGGGCCUGCUGGUGGCCACGCACGCCCUGUGGCCCGACCUGCGCAGCCGGGCACGGCGCCUGCUGCUCUUCCUGUCGCUGGCCGACCUGCUCUCGGCCGCCUCCUACUUCUACGGGGUGCUGCAGGACUUCGCGGGCCCCUCGUGGGACUGCGUGCUGCAGGGCGCGCUCUCCACCUUCGCCAACACCAGCUCCUUCUUCUGGACCGUGGCCAUCGCCCUCUACCUGUACCUGAGCAUCGUCCGCGCGGCGCGCGAGCCUCGGACCGGCCGCCUGCUCUGGGCCUUCCACGUGGUCAGCUGGGGGGUCCCGCUGGCCAUCACCGUGGCAGCUGUCGCUCUGAAGAAGAUCGGCUAUGAUGCCUCGGACGUGUCGGUCGGCUGGUGCUGGAUCGACCUGGACGCGGAGGACCGCGUCCUGUGGAUGUUGCUGACCGGGAAGCUGUGGGAGAUGCUGGCCUACGUCACGCUGCCCGUGCUUUACCUCCUCAUCAGGAAGCACAUAAACAGGGCGCACGAGGCGCUCUCGGAGUACCGGCCCAUCCUCUCCGAGGAGCACAGGCUUCGGCGCCACACCUCGGCGGCCGACAAGAAGCUGGUCCUCAUUCCGCUCAUCUUCAUUUGCCUCCGGGUCUGGAGCACCGUGCGAUUCGUCCUGACCCUCUGUGGCUCCCCGGCGGUGCAGUCGCCAGUGCUGGUCGUCCUGCACGGGAUCGGGAACACAUUUCAGGGCGGUGCCAACUGCAUCAUGUUCGUCCUCUGCACCCACGCCGUCCGAACCCGGCUCUUCUCUGUGUGCUGCCGCUGCUGCCCUUCCCAGCCUUCCGCCCAGAGCCCGGCUGGCCCUCCCAAGCCUCCUGCGCCCUCCAAGACCGGCGAAGCUCAGGGAUCUAGACACACCCCAGAUGAACUUCCAGUCACCUGAGCUGUUCCCUGCCCGCUUCCGUGCACAGGUGCUGCCUACCUGGGGACAGGUGGUUCCGGGAGUCCCCGCUGCAGGGUGUGCGGCCGGAUGGCUGCGGAACUAUUAACCUUCUGCUUUUCCAGCUCUUGACGCCCGGUGGGGAGGGCAGCCAGCAAACUCAGCUCCUUCUACCUCCUAGAGCCUCCGGGGGCUCAUCCCCACUCACGCCCGCCCGCCCGUGUCCUGCUGCGCUCACUCGGAGGGGUACUCGUCUGCAGGAGGGUCGGCCGUGAGAUUCAGGGCAGCCGGUGGCACGAGGUCACUUUUAGGUCGCCCCGCGGUCCAGCGGUCAUCGGCCCUGGGACCGCGCACAGCACUGUUUACAGUUCGAGGGGCCCACGCCUAUGGGGAGGAGAGCACAGUGAGAUGUGGAUACCGUGCACUCAUCCUAAAUAAAAUGGCAGGGGGUGUCAGAGAUGCGUCCCCCACUUAGA